UCAUAUCAUAUUAUUUCGCGCCUUCCAGUGAUCAAGAUCAAGUAACGAACAGUACCGAUACGGACCAGAGGCAACCUUAGCCACAGAUUUUCGUUGACAAAAUCCUUUGUGAAGUGUUAGAUAAUCGAGUUGGAAAAUUAAUUCAGCAUGAAAUUCGUAAUCGUGCUUGUUGCUGCCAUUGCGACCGUGUCGGCUCAAAUUCGCCCUAUUCCGGGUCCAAUCAGGCCGGUACCCUACGGAGGCCCUGAAGCUAGUGCUGUUAUUCUGAAUCAAGUGUACGAGCCAAAUCCCGAUGGCUCAUACAUUUACAGUUAUGAAACCAGCAACGGAAUUCGCGCAGAACAACGAGGUUUCUUGAAGAAUCCGGGAACACCCGCCGAAGCACAGGUCAUGCAGGGAUCGUAUUCGUAUACCGGACCGGAUGGAGUGGUCUACACCAUCAGCUACAUCGCCGAUGAGAAUGGGUAUCGUGCGGAAGGAGCCCACAUUCCAUCUGCACCGCGGUACAACCCACGCUUCCCAGGACCUUUCCAGUAAAAUGGGAACAACAAGGACCAGUCGUCUGCCAGUUACCUUAGUAUUUAUUUCAAUGAUCAUCUUAACCAGUCGAACUUACUUUGUUCACUUCCCUUCACUGCUUAUGUUGUAAAUGUUUCCUCUAGCGCAUGACUUCUAAGCUCACAUCUGUGAAUCAUACCCCUCAUGUAUAGGCCUGUGAAUAGUAUAUAGUGCUGUGAAUAUCAAUGCUAUUCUAUCUGGAAGUAAUAUUUUAGUAAUUUUUCCGCUUCUGAGUGUGGGAAAGAGCUUACCAAUACUGCACCCCUUCCGGCGUGAGCAAAGACAAAGUUGUGAAUCUAUCACUUCAAGCACAUUUCAAACCACAGCCCUUCUAGGUAGAGUAACUGUGCUUAUUCGUGUCCGAGCCUCUACGUUUACUCUACCUAACGGAGAGAAUUUAAGUACGAUCAUUAUUCUAAUUGUUUCAAACUCCUAUUGAUACACUAUGUAUUAAACCCACAUACCACUCAAUACUCCUCUCGUUUUAUGUACAGUAAAUAAUAAUGAUAAUAGCAACGCAAUCGUAAACUAAAUUGUAAUUAUACUCAUUAAAAGUAAUUAUACAAACUAUUCAACGAAGCGUGUACAACAGAUAUGUCAAUUUUUGUAAUUUGUAUAUGAAAAGUGUAAUAAAAAAUCUUGCAAUCGCCCAAUAAGAAGAGGCACCAUUCAUAAAAA
This is a messenger RNA of Malaya genurostris, 1236 nucleotides long. RefSeq names its product cuticle protein CP14.6-like. NCBI's taxonomy places the organism in Eukaryota, Metazoa, Arthropoda, Insecta, Diptera, Culicidae. The transcript has 2 exons. The record is from RefSeq and is a predicted model, not a curated record. Gene Ontology annotation, cellular component: chitin-based extracellular matrix. The coding region runs from base 148 to 537 and encodes 129 amino acids. Gene Ontology annotation, molecular function: structural constituent of chitin-based larval cuticle.